CUGAUUCCAUAUAAAAUAAGAUAUUUGCUUUUUGACAGCUAAUGUUAUCUAAAAAUCUCUCGUCGCUUCAGCUUUCCUCUUUCUAAGCAAGUAACUUCUCUUUCUUACCUCAUCGAUUGUCUUCAUCUGUUGAUUCUGUUGUUUGAUUUGAUUCUUCCGGUUCUCUGCUGUUUUGGUGUUUAAUUCCUCUUUGCAAGCAAGUAAUAUUCGAUCCGAAACUUGAUAGUUUUGGUAUCUAAAGUCCUUUCGAUCGUCAUUGUUCUUCUUAUUUCAUUUGGAUUUUGAAAAAAAAGUAUUGAGAUGGGUGGAGAUUUGAUAGAAGAUGAUUGGGAAUUUGCUUCAUCAUCAAAACCUAGUCGAACCCUAGUUAUUGUGGGCCGUACUGGAAACGGAAAGAGCGCAACAGGGAACAGCAUCCUUGGGAAGAAAGCGUUUAGGUCAAGAGUAAGUACUCUUGGAGUCACAAGCACAUGUGAGUCACAUAGAGUUGUUCAAGAAGAUGGUCAGAUCAUCAAUGUUAUUGAUACUCCUGGUCUUUUUGAUGUAUCAAUGGCUGCUGAUUUUAUCGGUAAAGAGAUUGUGAGAUGCAUAACUUUGGCUGAAGAUGGGAUCCAUGCUGUUCUGUUGGUGUUCUCUGUGAGGGGUCGACUUACUGAAGAGGAGAAAUCUGCUCUAUGUCACUUGCAAACUCUGUUUGGCAGCAAAAUCGCCAAUUAUAUGAUAGUUGUCUUCACUGGUGGAGAUGAGUUGGAGGAGAAUGAAGAGACACUAGAGGAGUUUUUGGCUCAGGCGUGCCCUGAGUUUCUGAAAGAUAUACUUGAGCUAUGUGACAAUCGAUUGGUACUGUUUGAUAACAAGACUAAGGAUAAGGGCAAGAAAGCUGAGCAAGUUGAGAAACUUCUCUCACUUGUUGAUUCCAUAGCUAGGAAGAACAAUGGAAAACCGUUUACAGAUGAAUUGUUCCACGAGCUACAGGAAGAGGCUAUCAAGUUAAGGGACCAGAAAAAGGAGGUUGAAUCUCUCAGGGGUUAUUCAAAGAAUGAGAUAUCUGAGUUCAAGAAGCAGAUAGAGACAUCUUAUGACCAGCAGCUUAGCCGCAUCACAGUGAUGGUGGAGACAAAGCUGAGAGAAACGGCAAAGAGGCUGGAGCAUCAAUUGGGUGAAGAACAAGCCGCAAGACUUGAAGCGGAAAAGAGGGCAAACGAAGCUCAUAAACGGUCGAGCGAUGAGAUUAAGAAGCUUAGAGAGAAUCUGGAGAGGGCUGAGAAAGAGACAAAGGAGCUCCAGAAAAAACUGGGAAAGUGCAUCAAUCUGUGAUUGAGAAUCUGAGAUGGUGACGCUUCUUUGAACUCUGAUAAGGGUUUUCAUUUAUUCAUAUCAGUAUAUGGUUUAAUCAUCGAAAGACCUGGUGUUAUAAGUAUAAUUAAUGACGGAUCCAUCUUUUGAUACUGGACGAAUUUGUGUGUUUAGUUGGUUUUUAUUUUCCUUUUAAAAGGAUUAAUCUUUUGAGAGAGAUCUAUUUAAAAUGAACAGUUAUUAUAACAUGUUAAAUCAGUAUUAUAAAUAAAAAUUAAUAUGCUCCAGCCUC
Molecule: messenger RNA, 1588 nt
Organism: Thlaspi arvense
Lineage: Eukaryota; Viridiplantae; Streptophyta; Magnoliopsida; Brassicales; Brassicaceae
Source: the annotation of a GenBank genome assembly